GUACUCACAGGCUAAGGAUGCAGGAUCAGAUCCCCAAGGUGCUUACGAAGAGUACAGGGUUGCAGGUGCCAAGUCACUGGCUGAAGCUGCGCACGCUAAGAGCUUGUCCUCAGAGACUAAGCAGACUGAGGGUUGCAGUUCAGAGACUGGGGAUGCUUCUGCACAUGCCCAGGUUGCUCUUCCAGAGGUCUACCCAGGCCCAUCAGCUGGUGGUUUAGUUAUGGAUUCCAUCAACUUGCCUGUUCAAAACCAGCCAGGAUGUCAUCUGUCAAACGAAACUGGAGCAAUAGUAGAGAUGCCAGCACCGUUAUACUCAUGGAACUGUCCGCCAGGAUUGGAAUGCUUAAGACAGGUGAAUGAAACAUUAAUUCAUCAGAAAAUUACAUUUCUGGAUGUCAUUGCAAAUUCCUUCAAAAGAAACAAGUACGAAAUUAAAAACAAUCUUGGACAGAUGAUUUUCUUUGCAGUGGAAGAUUCUUCCUGCUGUUCCCGAGUUUGCUGUGGGUCAGCCAGACCUUUUACUCUGAGAAUUUUUAAUGAUAUGGAGCAAGAAGUAAUCACUUUGGAGAGAGCCCUGAGAUGUAGCAGGUGCUGCUUCCCCUGCUGUCUCCAAGAGCUAAAUGUCCAAGCUCCUCCUGGUGUACUGAUAGGUUAUGUUAUUCAAAUCUGGCACCCACGUCUGCCAAUGUUCAUAAUUCAAAACGCGAAGAGGAAGGAUGUGCUAAAUAUUAGCGGCCCAUGCUGUUUAUGGAACUGUUGUCGAGAAGUUAACUUUGAGAUUAAAUCUGUUGAUGAAGAUGAUGUGGUUGGCAAGAUUUCCAAGCAGUCAUCUGGCUUUAUAAAAGAGUUUUUAGUAAAUGCUGGUAACAUUGCAAUCCAGUUUCCUGAAGACGUUAGCGAGACAAUGAAAGUUCUGGUGCUGGGUGCCUGCUUCCUCAUUGACUUCAUCUUUUUUGAAAGCAGGAGCAAUCUCCAACAGUUUCUGUUUCUGUCGCGCCCGAUCUUCUAGGACGACUGUCAUGACAUUCCAUAGAGAAACUGAUAAAUAUGUUCAAAUUACCAUGAUACCUACAGAAGAAUAAAGAAAUCUCCUAUCUUUUGAGAGCUAUGUUUUAGCUCUCAUACUGACAAGCGAACUGCAACUUUCAAACUUUUCAUGACACAACUGCUGCGUGGUACGGAAGUGUGCCCCUGAACCAGUCCAUAGGAUGCCCGAGGACCCCAGAAUACAUGCUCUCUCA
Messenger RNA from Ochotona princeps (American pika), 1241 nucleotides. RefSeq names its product phospholipid scramblase 1-like. The transcript has 7 exons. Gene Ontology annotation, molecular function: phospholipid scramblase activity. Gene Ontology annotation, cellular component: plasma membrane. Lineage: Eukaryota; Metazoa; Chordata; Mammalia; Lagomorpha; Ochotonidae. The record is from RefSeq and is a predicted model, not a curated record. The coding region runs from base 221 to 1009 and encodes 262 amino acids. Gene Ontology annotation, biological process: plasma membrane phospholipid scrambling.